AUGAAUGAUCCUUCGAUGCUGGUGAGCCGGGUGGCGGAUCUGGAACGGCAGAUCGCCAUGUAUGAGAAGUUAUUCCAGACUUUCAGCGCGAAAUUGGACCACCAUUUCAAGAAGUAUGACCUAGUGAUCAACACACAGCAGCAACAGAUCAAAGCGCUAAACGACGUGAUAGCAACACUCCUCAAUGACCAGUACCGGUACUCGGGCAUUCUGCGAGACAAACUGACAGACUCGCUGGACGGGAUCGCUGCCACAAGCACGUCGCUGCAUGAUUCGGGUGCCGACCCCAAGGCGCACGCGCGGGGCGCGCACGACAAGGGCUUUAUUGCGGGCCAGGAUGGUGGGUUGGCGGAGCCCAGCAGCACUUCAAGCACGAACGAGUCCCUGAACUAUGGAAGCAGCGUCAACGCGCUACUGGGCGACAUUAUCUCGCCUGAGUCGCUCACAACCACACCCAACCAGCCGGGGCUGCCGAGCCUGCCCGUAAAACGUGCGUUCGCGAACCCGAACAUGGAUUAUUCGCCCAAGCGUAUGAGCAUGGUCGAGACCCCCACCGACGCCAAGCUGCCGUCGGAGCAGGAGCACCACAACAUGGCAUACGCGAGUUUUAAGAGCACUGGCGACUUUUCAAGCCUUGACAACGACGGCGGACGCGACGCAGCAUGCCACGCUGCCUCCGUAAGAGUUACAGAGGGCAGCUCUUCCUACGCCGGCGACGAUAUGCGUUUGGACGCGGACGCCAACUGCGCUCCGCAGCUGCCGCAGCCCGGUGACAGAGAUGAAGAGGACGCGGCAGGUGCCAAACCUGACGGCGCGGACCCAAACGUCAAAGAAGAGCUUUACUACACGUGCCGUGGCCAGCGCAAGAAACGCAGCGUAUUUGUGGGUGAGUUUCGGUUCCUUUCGUCGCCACAGUCCGUGAUGGAGAUAUGGAAAGAGUACACAGAAGGAUUUGCUGGUCAACCGUCUUUGAAGGAUAUGGAACUCACUUACCACACAAGUUGGAGGCGCGAGCCCGGCGUAAGUAAAAAGUUCUUUCGCCGCAAGGUCCUAUGCAGGGCUAUCGAGAAGGGCCUCGAACGAGGCUACCAGUUGCAAGAGAUUGUCGAUAUUCUAGAAAAAUGCAGAUUAAUAGACCCAGAAAAAGGGUUAAAGCAACCAAUUGGUUGGCUAUGCCGUCAUUCUAAUGUUCCUGACGUUUUUAAAUAG
This is a messenger RNA of Lachancea fermentati, 1209 nucleotides long. The record is from the annotation of a GenBank genome assembly. NCBI's taxonomy places the organism in Eukaryota, Fungi, Ascomycota, Saccharomycetes, Saccharomycetales, Saccharomycetaceae.